This is a messenger RNA of Ruditapes philippinarum (Manila clam), 4195 nucleotides long. RefSeq names its product dnaJ homolog subfamily A member 1-like. The transcript is spliced from 7 exons. The record is from RefSeq and is a predicted model, not a curated record. Bases 163 to 1362 code for a protein of 399 amino acids. Gene Ontology annotation, molecular function: Hsp70 protein binding; ATP binding. Gene Ontology annotation, cellular component: cytoplasm; cytosol. Gene Ontology annotation, biological process: response to heat; protein refolding. NCBI's taxonomy places the organism in Eukaryota, Metazoa, Mollusca, Bivalvia, Venerida, Veneridae.
GUAUGUAAGCCAGUUACAACUAAUUUGCAUGUUUCGACGAACGUCUGGAAAGUUCGCACGUUGUAAACAGAAAAUAUCAUUUUACGUCAAAAUUACAGGAGAAUAAAGCAACACAAUCGGAAACUAUUAUUGUGGACAAUUUAGAAAAAGAUUUAAUCAAGGAUGGUGAAGGAAACUGGGUACUAUGAUAUGCUGGGCGUCAAACCCACAGCCACACCAGAUGAAAUUAAAAAGGCAUACAGAAAAAUGGCAUUAAAAUACCACCCAGACAAAAACCCUGAUGAUCCAGAAAAGUUCAAACAUAUAAGUCAAGCCUACGAGGUCUUGUCUGAUGUAAAGAAAAGAGAAACAUAUGACAAAGGUGGGGAGGAAGCCAUUAAAGGUGGCGGAACCGGCAGUGGCUUUGACUUUCAUUCACCUAUGGAUAUAUUUGAUAUGUUUUUUGGGGGUGGGAGUCGCGGAAGGUCGCGAGGCCCACAGAAGGGCAAGGAUGUUAUACACCAACUUAAAGUAUCUUUAGAAGACUUAUACAAUGGCACAACUAGAAAAUUGUCCUUGAAGAAAAAAGUUAUCUGUGCGAAAUGUGAAGGUAAGGGUGGGAAAGAGGGAGCUGUAGAAAAAUGUGGAAACUGUAAGGGAACAGGUAUGCAGGUACAUAUAAGACAGCUGGGACCCGGCAUGGUACAACAAAUGCAGUCUGUGUGCUCGGAAUGUUCAGGCAAAGGGGAGACAAUAAAUCCGAAACUAAGAUGCAAGACUUGUCUUGGCAAGAAGACUGUUGAUGACCACAAAAUAUUAGAAGUCCAUGUUGACAAAGGUAUGAAAGAUGGUGAAAAUAUCCGAUUUGCUGGAGAAGGGGACCAAGAGCCGGGUCUCGAACCCGGAGAUAUUAUCAUUGUAUUGGAUGAAAAGGAGCACAAUACAUUCAGACGUAAUGGGCUUGACUUGAUUAUGGAGAUGGACUUAUUGUUAGUCGAGGCACUGUGUGGUUUCCAGAAAACUAUAGAAACAUUGGAUAAAAGAACGUUGGUUAUAACAAACUUGCCAGGUGAAGUUGUGAAGCCAAAUGACAUCAAAUGUGUUUUGAAUGAAGGAAUGCCUUUACAUCGCGACCCAUUUACACGAGGACGUUUGAUUAUCAAAUUCAACGUAAUAUUUCCUGAAGCGGGAUCUAUACAACAUAAAAAACUAGCUGAGCUCGAGUCAUGUUUACCAAAACGUCAAGAAGUAAUAAUUCCAGACGGAGCUGAGGAACACACGCUGGUGGAAUACGACGCGAGGGCACAGCAUCGUCGUGGCGAGGCUUACGACGAGGAUGAGGAGGGUAUGGGAGGACAACGUGUACAGUGUGCAUCACAUUAAUGACUCACCAUACUUUAAGUUAUUUAUAACUUGUUGAUUUUAUUAUUACAUGUUAUAAAAUUAUUCUGACUUAAGAUGCAAUGUCUCUUGAAAUUUUUUGUUGUUGUUUUUUUUAUCAAUUUGAAAAUUUGAACAUUUAUUCAUGGAACAAGAUUAUUCAAAAUCUAAUUCUUCAUUUUUUUCUCUUUUUUUUCUUUCUUUGCGUAGAAAACCCAGAAAAUUUUUUGUUUAUAUUUUUUAUGCGGGGCUUUUCACUAAAGUGAAUUUUAUUUGUUACUUACUUAUGUCAUGGGGGGUGAUACAUAAGAAGUAGCGAGGCAAAUAUUUAUGGCUCCAAAACAGAUUGUGUGAUAAUGUCAAACCGUACAAUACAGACCUUAUCAAAAAAGGGGGGCGGGUUGUCAAAUUUCUAGGGGGCAAAUUUUCCAUUUACCAGCCUGUAUAUAUACAGGAAGGUGCUGUGCAGUAAGAAUUAUUUUACUUCCAGAUGAAAACAAGAACUAUUCUUCUGGAAAGUAUUGUAGUGAAAACCGAUGAUGGAUUUGAUCUGUAAAUAUAUUUUUUAUCAUUUAAAGAUCCUGUAUGUUGUAAUUAAGGAUGUACAUGUAACAAUACAUAGUGAAAUUUUAAUAUAUGUAUAUAAUUAUUCUUCUAAAACAAUUUUCAAACAUCCAAGAAUAUGCUAAAUAUGUUCUGCAAAUGUUUAUUCACAUUAUAACUAACCAUUAAAAUAUAUGCAUUCAUUUCUUACUGAAAAGUUUGGCAUAGACUUUGACUUCUAAUUACCUCCCUUUAUUUACAUGAAAGAAAAUUCUGUAAUAUCUUUACAAAUGAUGCAUUUUUGGAACUUAAUAUUGAAAUAUCUUCAUUUAAGCGUCAUAGUUAUGCUAUAAAACCAUUAAAAAAAUUGAGUUACAGGAUCUUUAUGUUGUACAUGAAUUCAUUGUCUAAUGAGUAAUCUUUUUUGUAUUCAUUAUUAGACCAAAACAUUAUAAUACAAGUUAUUAAAACUUUGCUGAUAUCAGAACCUGACAAUGGUAUGGUAUAUAACAACCAUUUUGCCCUGCUGUUAUUUUAGUUUGGUUUCUUUAAUAAUUUGUGCUGAUAGUUUGGUAAUGGUUCUUUAAUAAAGGACUUGGAAGUAUUAAAAUGACAAGAUGUAAUAAUAAUAUCGUAAAACUAAUCAAUAUAUUGUAACCUUGACAUUUUAAAGAAAACCAAUACUAUAUUGAUCAUCCGUCUGGACAUGUUUUAUAAAUGCAGGUUACAGGGCUUUACAUCCGUCUGGACAUGUUUAAUAAAUGCAGGUUACAGGGCUUUACAUCCGUCUGGACAUGUUUAAUAAAUGCAGGUUACAGGGCUUUACAUCCGUCUGGACAUGUUUUAUAAAUGCAGGUUACAGGGCUUUACAUCCGUCUGGACAUGUUUAAUAAAUGCAGGUUACAGGGCUUUACAUCCGUCUGGACAUGUUUUAUAAAUGCAGGUUACAGGGCUUUAGAAUUAAGAUUUUCAGAUGUGCCAGUUAAUAGAAUUGUAUGUUUUUGUUGAUAUUCAUAAGUAGUUACAGCAUAUGAUUAUUUUUACUGAACAUUUACUUGAAUGUUGAAGUCUUGUGGAUGUCAGAGGAUACCAGUGUGCCGAAGUUUUUCAAAUUUUAAAGCUAAUCUGUUUAUUGUUUUCUUAAUAUUCUGCUGUGGUAUUUUGCCUAUCUGUGUUUUGAUAUAAGAUAACUUUGAGAUUUGCCAGUGUAACUUUGUGGAUAAAAAUACUUGAGAGAAUGAAUGUUGACUUACCAGCAAGACAAGUUAUUUGUGUAGACCUACAUAAAAUGAAACAUCAAUCUCAAAAAAAAAGAAAAGAAAAAAAAUGUCCAGUCUUGGGGGGGGGGGGGGGGAAACUCGGUGGAGUCCCUUUAAACAUGUUAAAAGUUUUCUUCUAUAAGUUUCAAAUAAAUGUGUCAGUAAUAGAUGUCAUUGAUAGAUUGAAUGUCCAGUCAUGUUUAAAUGUAGUAUAUCAGUAAUAAUAGCACUAAUAUUUCUAUGGUACUUCAACAAUAAUUGCUCUGUGAGCAUAGGAUAUACAAGUUAAUUUUUCGUUCAUUACAAUACAUGUAUUUGUUUAUGUUAAUUGAAUACUUAUGCACCAAAUGUUAUUUAAAUGAUACACAAUUUAUUUAAGGCUCUUGGACUAUUGUAAACCAAUGUGUAAAAUUUCAUUCAAGUAGUUUAAAGCCGCAUGCCUCCAGAUGAGAAAAAUACGUAAGAUUAUCGAUCUUUAGAAUAAUGUAAUGAUUGUGGGAAAAGUAAAAAAAAAGAUUCGAAAUAAUUAUAAUAAUUUCCGUGUUAUUUCUGGUAAAAGACCAAUUUUGUAGUAUUUUUCACCAUAUCUAAAUGGCUAUUUUUGCAUAUUUUGGUCAUAUACAUUGGUUGUAAGUGCCGUUUGCAGUGUGUAAUAUAAUUUUCUUUAUUAUCUUCGCAAUAUUUUACUUUUCUAUACAUUUUAAAAUUUUUUAAUGAAAAUAAGCAGCAAUCUGGAGACAUGCCACUUUAAAUUUGAUAAUUGUAAUUAUAAUUAGGUGUUAUUUUCUUGAUGAGGUACAUACAGUAUAUCAGAACAAAGCAUUUUAAGAAAUGACAUUGUUUCAUGAGCAUGUUUUUUAUGCUGCAUUGGUUUAUGUAAAAUUUGUUGUAAAGUAAAACAUGUUGCAAAAGUUUGUCCGGACUUAUUUUUUAACUGGACAAUGGGGUGCGUGUUGGAUAUAUGUAAAAAAAAUGUUCACUUUAUACUACAUUGUGUAAAUUUGUGCAAAAAAUCAAUAAAAUUUUGAAUAUAA